UAAUACCUAGCUAUCAGAAGAAGAAACCAUAGCUGAUGUAAGUGACAUUCCACACAUGAAAAUUAAUGAGCUUGUUUUUCUCAUUUACUGGUUGGCUCAUGGCUACUGCACCUCUGAUGUUCACAUUGGUUAUCAGGUAAGUCUUGCUAUACCAACAACAUAUAGCAGAGGAUUCAUAGGCAGGGCUUUUCUAAUGGAAACUGAUCACAACCAAAUUGGACCAAAUUUUAGAGGUGCAAUCAGUGUUGAAGCCAAUAAUGAUAAAUACACAUGUUCACUUGAUGUUUUUCUGGGAGAUGUGAAGGUUUGGAGUUCUGGUCAUUUGUCACAGUUCUACACAAUAGACAAAUGUACACUUCAGCUAACUCAAUAUGGAGACUUACUGCUGAAGGGGGGUCAAGAAGACAGAGUUGGAUGGAAAGCUGGAACUUCAGGACAAGGUGUGAAGAGAUUGCACUUACUUGGGACAGGUAAUUUGGUCUUAGUUGAUGCUUUGAACUUGAUAAAAUGGCAAAGUUUCAAUUUUCCAACUAAUAUUAUGCUUUGGGGUCAGAGACUAAGCUCAAGAACACGGUUAACGUCUUUCCCUAGCAACUCUAGUUUGUCAUAUUCUUUUGAGAUUCAGUAUGACAAGAUUGCAUUGUACUUGUACUCUGGAAAAUCAAAGUACUCGUAUUGGGAAUAUAAACCUUUGGAAUUGGAUGGUCUGAAUAUCACAUAUGUUGAGUUAACUUCUAACGCGCUGGAGAUAUUCAACAACGAAAAUCGUAGAAUUGGAAGGAUAAAAUCAGACAAGCCACAGCCCCUGAGAUUUUUAGCAUUGGGAAAUAGCACAGGGAAUUUGGGAUUCUACUAUUACUCAUCUGACAAAGGAAAGUUUGAAGCUUCAUAUCAAGCUCUAAAUACUAGUUGUGAUCUUCCAUUGGCAUGUAAACCUUAUGGAAUUUGUACAUUUUCCGAGAAGUGCUCUUGCAUAAGGCUAAUAAAAAGAGGAGAUGGAUUGCUUUCUGAUUGCACUGAAAAAGUAACUGAGGGAUUUUGUGGAAGAAAUGAUUCCCAAAUGCUAGAAUUACAAGGUGUUACGAGUGUAUUAAGAAGCAAUCCUUAUAAGGUCAAUGUCAGCAAAGAAAUAUGUGCAAAUUUGUGUUUGGUUAACUGCACUUGUGUUGCGGCAUUACAUUUUUCACUUGAAGAUUCUGAGGAUGAUCCCGCGAAACCUGGAGAAUGCUAUGUGUAUGGACUAGCUAGAGGAGUUAAACAAAUAGAAAGAGAUGGAAGACUGAGUUAUAUGGUAAAGGUACCAAAGGGAACUGAUCAAGGUCAUGAUAAGCACUCUCAUUGGAAGAAAUGGAUUCCAAUUGUUGUAGGAGUGGUUGAUGGAGUUGUAUUAUUACUUGUUUUAGGAGGGAUUGGAUACUAUGUAAUCCGAAAGAGAAGAAAGUCGUCUGUAGAUACAGGUCACAACAAUUGACAUUGUAUAGCUGAAAUUUUGUUUUCAAGAUAACAUUUUCUACAUUGAGAUAGUAAUUGACUGACACUCAUGAAAAACAAAGGAUGAAACUUGAGCGACAGAUACUAAACUUGUAACCAAAAAGUUGAUUUUGACAACUUCAAAUUCAAAAGCAGAUAGAGGAGAAUUGAUGAAAUGCCUGAGAUUGAGCAGAACUUCCAAGAAAUAGAAAUGCCAAAGGUUGGAGAGAAACGGCUACAAUAUUCUUGCUCGAAAAAUUGAGGAAAGCUAACUUACAAAAUACGGCCAAGUGUCCUAGUAUAAAAUAUUUAAGUUGUUUUGUUCAAUUUGUAAACUAGAUUGUUGCAAUACUCUUUUGAUUUGUUUCUUAACUUUCCAACCUAGACCUAAACUUCAGAUAGCUAGAUAAGGAGAGACUCAUUCUUCAUCUAAGUUCUUUUUAGCUCAGUGACUAUUUAAAUUAUUAAGUAACUUCAAUUGCAUCCCCAUUACAAACAUGUAUUUAGCCAGUUUUAUCAAAAA
Messenger RNA from Solanum dulcamara, 1993 nucleotides. Its product is annotated as G-type lectin S-receptor-like serine/threonine-protein kinase SD2-5. The coding region runs from base 56 to 1471 and encodes 471 amino acids. The record is from RefSeq and is a predicted model, not a curated record. The transcript is spliced from 3 exons. NCBI's taxonomy places the organism in Eukaryota, Viridiplantae, Streptophyta, Magnoliopsida, Solanales, Solanaceae.